This is a messenger RNA of Gigantopelta aegis, 1889 nucleotides long. RefSeq names its product forkhead box protein B1-like. The transcript has a single exon. NCBI's taxonomy places the organism in Eukaryota, Metazoa, Mollusca, Gastropoda, Neomphalida, Peltospiridae. Gene Ontology annotation, biological process: cell differentiation; anatomical structure morphogenesis; regulation of transcription by RNA polymerase II. The record is from RefSeq and is a predicted model, not a curated record. Gene Ontology annotation, molecular function: DNA-binding transcription factor activity, RNA polymerase II-specific; RNA polymerase II cis-regulatory region sequence-specific DNA binding. The coding region runs from base 432 to 1391 and encodes 319 amino acids.
UUUCAACUAUAUGACACCGGUUACACUGUUUGCAUUUUAUUACGAGGAGAAAAGCCUCUAAAAAGCAUGACAUGGGGAAAAUCAACGAGUUAAUUUGCUAGUCCAACAACAGCUUACCUGCUAAAGAGUUUACCUGUGAAAUAAUUUGCCUGCUACACGAGAACGACGUGCGACUGUUCGCAAAACUCGAGAUGUCGGUGUUGUGGUUCAGUCUGUCAUCGUAACAGAGUGACUUCUAUUGUGCUGCACCUAGAACUUCAUUCAUACAAAACAGACGAAGAAGAAAAACAGAUUCGGUCAAAUAUUUGCGGUUAAUUCUGGAACUUGAGUGAGGGAAUCUGAACCACAAGUCUGAAUUCGAAUUUUAAAUCUGGAAUUUGAAUUUGAGUCUGGAAUUUGAAUCUGGAAUCUGAAUCUCCAAGAACUGUACAAUGCCUCGUCCUGGGCGGAACAGCUACGACGAGCAGAAACCCCCGUAUUCGUACAUCGCUCUUACGGCGAUGGCAAUUCAGAGUUCUGGUGAGAAAAUGUUGCCCCUGAGUGACAUUUACAAGUUCAUAAUGGACAACUUCCCGUUCUACAGGAAGAACACGCAGAGGUGGCAGAACUCGCUGAGACACAACCUGUCUUUCAAUGACUGUUUCAUCAAGAUCCCUCGCCGUCCGGACAGACCUGGCAAAGGAAGCUACUGGGCGCUGCACCCGAUGUGCGGGGACAUGUUCGAGAACGGAAGCUUUCUGCGGAGGAGGAAGAGGUUCAAACUCCGCUUCCAGCAACACGCGGCGGAGAUCAAGUCGGGGUUGGAGGCGGCGGCUUUUCUACAGGAGCAGGCGAGACUGCGGCUCCAGCAGCUGGCCCCGGGUUCCCGGUUCCAACCGUACCCGCUGCCCGCGGCGCACACCCCGGCUCACAAACAGUCUUUCAGGAUAGAGAACCUCAUCUCGCCGGACUACAAGAGUUCGUCCCUCAUCCCACAGCCGUACCUGCCGUCCCCGCUGCCGGCGUUCGCCAGCCAGUUCCCGGGGAGUCUGAUGCCCAGCAGUCUGGUGUCGCCGUACACGGGCACGGAGAUGCCGGCGUCGCUGUCAGCGUCGUUCUCGUCGCUGUCCGCCAGCAUCGCGUCCCGGUACGGCAGCAUGGCCAGCGAAUAUCACAACUUGCUGAAGAGCGCGUGUUCGGAACAUAUCGGGUCGGCAAUCGGUGUGCCCAUCAAACCUUCGCCCAUCAACGCUUUGACGCUCAUGGGAUCCCGACCCCCCAACCACCACUCCCCCGGGUCGGGGUCUCCGCCCUCCUCGUCGACCCCCAGUGUAGUAGAUUCAGUCAUAUCAAAUCAAGCCCUGAUCCCCCUGUCCACGGCUUCGGUACUAACAGUCAGCUCUGUAAGAUGAUGAGAUCGAAUCAAAACGAUGACUGGUGUAUUUUCUUUUAUAAAAACAAGAAUAUGAAGUGCUAGAUGAAAUUGUUGUUUUGAAAAGUUAAAAGAUUUCAAAGACGAAGAGUUUUGAAAACAGGACAUCCAGAGAGAAAACAAUUGUUCGAACUGUGAUUCGUAACUGCACCUGUUGGAGCAUUAUUUUAACAAGCCAAAGGCAUAACUGAUAUUUUUUUUUUCUUCUUCUUGUUUUUUCGUUUUGUCCUUCAAGGUAAGGAAUUAUGCUUAUACAAUUAUGACUGCAAGUUAUAUUGUUUUCAAAAGCUUUAAAUUAAAUCUGCAAUUGAUGAAGAAAAUAGUGCUACGUUUUCUUUUUACAAUUAAACUGACGAAACUUUGAAAAAUGUACCGCAAGAAUUCUCAAAUCUAGUGUCAUAUCAUCUGUUCCCGUGACGUUACUUCCUGUAUUUAAAAUGUGUUAUUAUGUAUAUUAAACUAUUGAACAAUAUUGUAA